AUGCCAAAUCGAUUCCGGAGCAAGCUGGAGAAUGCUGGAAGAAAGACAGGCAAUUGCCUACGGACAGUGGUCUGGCAGACCUCCAAAUGCCUCAUGUGGACAGCUUGCGCGCCUUGCAUCUGUUGCUUGCUAGUGUUUCUGAGCCCUGGACGACAUGGAAGAAGACGAAAUCUCUCGCACGAAAUAGUACUACCAACGAUGCCCACGCCUCGCAGACGCGCCCUUUCCAUCUCAGGGGAUUUACAAGAGGACCAAAAGACGCUGGCCCAGCCUCGCUCAGCGCUUUUGAGCAAAUUACCUUUGGAGAUUCGGCGGAUGAUCUACAAGAUGGCUCUAGGAGAACAGACAAUACAUACGUCAGUUCUGGAUGGGAAGUUGCUUACGCGAAAAUGUACACUUCGAAACUGCCUUUGCUACAUGCCUUGUUCACCCAGCCAGAAGCUGCAAUUGGCACUCCCUCUUUUAAGGACGUGUCGGCAAAUCUAUUCUGAAGGUAUUGAGUACCUCUACAAAAGCAACCAGUUCUUCAUGUCCACCGACUUGGAAGAUUUUCCAACAGCAGGCUAUCUCUGCUACUUCUUCCAGCCCCAACGUAUCGUGCAAAUCAGCAAUCUCACUAUCGAAUGGGACCUUGACCGCAACCAAUACUUCCAGGUCAACUUGAUGCCUGCUCAUCACCGAGUUGAGUGGUACAGGUUGUGGGAUGGGCUGAGCAAGAUGACCAGUCUCAAGAGAUUACAUAUCAAACUGUAUUUCUGUCUCGACCUAUGGCAGGGAUGCUAUGGUGAAUUCUGGGAACAGAACAGCAAGGAGAUUCUGCAGCCCAUCAAGAAAAUCACGACUCCAAGGGACUUUGUCAUCACCCUCCCGAAUUGGCGAUGCUCGACUGCGAUCGAUGUUGGCGAUACCAAUUGCCGCGCCCUGACGCGUCCUGACGCGUCCAGGAACAGUUCUUGGACGAUCCUAAUUACAAGGAUGGCAGCUUCUCGCGCAUGGCUCUUAAGUGUUACGAAGGCUCAUAAGAUGUAUGGUGCUUUUCUUAACUCAAGCCGAGAGGUUACAACGACCUCGCAAAGGCCAAUCGAAUCAAGAAAAGGCCAAAGUUACCGCCUGGUCGGAGUGCAAGACUCUAAGAAGCAAAACGCAGCCAAGACACAACGCGACAGUGACGCACAGGAACCAUGCACCCAAGCACCCACCAGCGGCUUGAACAGGUCUUGCUCCGCCCGCUGUGCCGGCGCGCAUCUGCUCACGAUGCGCUCUUUCAUUGCUACCUCAGUCCUGAUCGGACUCGCGUCCGCUGCCGCUGUACCUGUUGUUGCGCCCCGUGGCGGAGACGGCUAUGGUCAUGGUCAUGGGCACAGCAAGUUCAAUGUCCAAGUCGGCGUCCGGCCUUACUAUCUCGUCGACAACAUGGACGAGAGUCCGUUGAAGGAGAAGCUGGAGAGCUGCUCGGAGCAAGAGUUCAAGACCUCGGACUUUGUCCUUGCGCAUCGUGGAGCGCCGCUUCAAUUCCCUGAGCACACUCUCCAGAGUUACAAGGCUGCCCAUCGCAUGGGUGCUGGCCUGAUCGAAUGCGAUGUUGCGUUCACAAAAGACAAGCAGCUUGUCUGCCGCCACGCCCAAUGCGACUUGCACACCACGACAAACAUCCUCAACACUACCCUCGCCGAAAAGUGUACGACCCCCUUCUCGCCCGCCGCCAAUGGCACUGCUGCGUCGGUCAAGUGCUGCACCUCGGAUAUCACCCUGGAAGAGUUCGGUACUCUUUGCGGCAAGAUGGAUGGCUUCAACCCCAACGGCACUACGGUAGAGGAAUACAUGGACGGCACACCCUACUUCCGCUCGGACCUAUACGCGCAAGACUGCCCCAAGCUCAUGACGGUCGACGAAUACAUUCCCUUGGUCGACAGCUGGGGUCUGAAGUACGCGCCCGAGCUCAAGACACCCGAAGUUGAGAUGCCUUUCGAUGGAUACACACAGGAAGCGUAUGCUCAAGAUCUAGUCGACAAGUUCCGCCAGUACGAGAUCGACCCGAGCCGUGUUUGGCUGCAGUCCUUCCUGCCGGAUGACGUAUUCUACUGGAUCGACAAUGAGCCUGAAUUCGGAAUCCAGGCCGUGUAUCUCGACGAGCGCGUUGAUACUCCGGAAGGUUACGCCAAUGCUACCGCUAGCAUACCUGAGCUCGCUGCUCGUGGCGUGAAGAUUAUGGCGCCCGCUAUGUUCGCUCUGACUAAGUUGGACGACGACGAGAAGAUUGUGCCUUCCGAGUACGCAAUCGCUUGCCAGGAACACAACUUGGACAUCAUCGCGUGGUCCUUUGAGCGCUCUGGAUGGCUGCAGGUUGAUGGCGGUGGUUAUUACUACCAGUACGUUGCCAACCGCACCAACAACGAUGGCGACAUGUACGACGUACUCGAUGUGCUUGCCAAGGAUGUCCACAUUUUGGGCAUGUUCUCAGAUUGGCCGGCCACCGUUACCUACUAUGCCAACUGCAUGGGGUUGUAG
Messenger RNA from Alternaria rosae, 2508 nucleotides. Its product is annotated as PLC-like phosphodiesterase. NCBI's taxonomy places the organism in Eukaryota, Fungi, Ascomycota, Dothideomycetes, Pleosporales, Pleosporaceae. The record is from RefSeq and is a predicted model, not a curated record. The coding region runs from base 1 to 2508 and encodes 835 amino acids. Gene Ontology annotation, biological process: lipid metabolic process. The transcript has 4 exons. Gene Ontology annotation, molecular function: glycerophosphodiester phosphodiesterase activity.